Molecule: messenger RNA, 2047 nt
Organism: Sorex fumeus (smoky shrew)
Lineage: Eukaryota; Metazoa; Chordata; Mammalia; Eulipotyphla; Soricidae
Gene: TTC4
Product: tetratricopeptide repeat domain 4
Exons: 10
Coding region: 128-1294 (388 amino acids)
Molecular function (GO): Hsp90 protein binding
Source: RefSeq, a predicted model, not a curated record
GCCCCCAGGCCGGCGGAACCCGAGGUGCGCGGGCCGCUCGCCGCCCGGAGCGUGGAGGGGAGCGCGCCGCCCCGCCGGAAGUGACCGCCCGGUCCCGGGGAGCGUGGCGGGAGCCCCCGGAGCGGUCAUGGAGCAGACUCAGCCGGACGCCGAGUCCGACGACGCCAUGGACGCGUUCCUGGAAAAGUUCCAGAGCCAGCCCUACCGCGGCGGCUUCCGCGAGGACCGGUGGGAGGAGGAGUUCGACAAGAUCCCGCUCUUUAUGAAGGAGGCGCCGUCGGAAAUCGAUCCCCAGCAGAACCCGGACCUGGCUUGCCUGCAGUCCCUCAUUUUCGACGAGGAGAGGUCCCCGGAAGAACAGGCCAAGACCUAUAAAGAUGAGGGCAAUGAUUAUUUUAAAGAAAAGGACUAUAAAAAGGCGGUGGUUUCCUACACUGAAGGACUGAAGAAGAAGUGUACAGACCCGGAUCUGAACGCUGUCCUUUAUACCAACCGGGCCGCAGCCCACUUCUACCUUGGCAACUUUCGUUCUGCUCUCAAUGAUGUGGCGGCUGCGAGGAAGCUGAAACCGAACCACCUCAAGGCCGUAAUCAGAGGUGCCUUAUGCCAUCUGGAACUAAAGAACUUUGCUGAGGCUGUGAGCUGGUGUGAUGAGGGGCUACAGAUAGAUCCUAAGGAGAAGAAGCUUCUAGAAAUGAGAGUUAAAGCCGACAAGCUGAAGCGAACCCAGCAGAGGGAUAUGCGGAAAGCGAAGGUGACCGAGAAGAAGGAGCAGAGUAAGAACGAGGCUUUACUCCAGGCCGUCAAGGUGAGAGGCAUCAGGCUCGCCGCUGAGGCUGCUGGCGAGGAGGAAGACUCGGACUCAGAAAGCCUCGGCGAGCUCUGCCUGGACGGGCUUGGCUCGGAGAACCCCUGCGGAGCCAGGCUGAGCAUGGAUGAGCAGGGCAGGCUGAGCUGGCCUGUGCUCUUCCUGUACCCAGAAUAUGGCCAGUCAGACUUCAUCUCUGCUUUUCACGAGGACUCCAGGUUUAUUGAUCAUCUAAUGGUGAUGUUUGGUGAAUUGCCGUCUUGGGACUUGGAGCAAAAAUACCGUCCUGAGAAGUUAGAGGUCUACUUUGAGGCUGCAGACGGGGCGGAGCUGUACCGGGUGCCCCUGCAGAGCACCCUGCUGCCCGUGCUGCAGCACCCCAGGUAUCACGUCAGAGCGCUCACGCCCACCUUCCUGGUCUGCGUGGGCACCUCGCCUUUCUGCAGGAGUUACCUCGAGGGCAGAAAGGUGCGCCAGGUGAAGUGACUGCACGGGGCUGUGGGUUGGUGUCCCCAAGCCCGCCCUCAGCACCCUGGCAGCUGCUGGCAGUGCUUCUGGGACCCUCCUUCCUGCCAUGGGGACAGUCCCCCUGCGCCGUCUCGUGCUGUCUGUUUUGAGUGCCACCUCGGACUCACUGCCAGCUGUGUGCCGCCUCUGAAGGGACCAUGGGCGGCAGUCAGCACAGCAGCUGGCUUGACGGACUCAGGACCCAGUACCAGGACUGAGCCUUGGUCCAGACACACACACGGCCUUGCGCAAAUCGGGGCAUUCAUGGCGAGGCUCCCACCUGCGUCCCGAGCACGGAGGACUGCCCUCUGCCCUCGGGAGCUGUUGGUGCCCAGGCGGGCUGACUCCGGCCUCUGCAGUUACACAUCUCCAGGGCUCCCAGGCCUCCAGUGAUGCCUGGAGGGUGGCCAAGAGCCCUUUGCUGCCCCGCGUUUCCAGGACUCAUGCCUCCUGCUGAGGAAAGCCUGAUACACGGCGGAGCACGGGCCAAGGUGGGGCUGUGGCCACUCCCUUUCCCACAGAACCAUGUGUCCUGGGCCGUGGCCAGUGGCCGGCCCUGAGGCGAGGAGGGCACUUCCUGCCCGACGCUGAGGGUGCAGACAUGCCCUGGGGCCGCCAGCCUCUGCCUGGACUUGCUCCAGCUGGGGUUUGGUUCUGCACGGGCUCCCCUCCUCUGCUGUGAGCACUGUUUCAGAGGCUGUGCCUCAGGUGCGUGAGUGACCACGUGAGUGC